This is a messenger RNA of Syzygium oleosum, 1528 nucleotides long. Its product is annotated as glycerophosphodiester phosphodiesterase GDPD1, chloroplastic. Gene Ontology annotation, biological process: glycerophospholipid catabolic process. The transcript has 5 exons. NCBI's taxonomy places the organism in Eukaryota, Viridiplantae, Streptophyta, Magnoliopsida, Myrtales, Myrtaceae. Bases 88 to 1227 code for a protein of 379 amino acids. The record is from RefSeq and is a predicted model, not a curated record. Gene Ontology annotation, molecular function: phosphoric diester hydrolase activity.
UAAACCUCCGCCUCCUCCUCAAACCCCCGUAAUUCCCCAUUUGCCCCUCGCCGGAACCUCCCCCUUUCUCUCCGUCAAUCCUCUGCAAUGGCUCUCAAGGCCGUGCACGUCUCCGACGUCCCCAACCUCGACCACGUCCCCGACGGCCCGUCCGUCGCGGCGCUCGGCUUCGCCAGGGGCGGCGGCGAGGCCUGGGCGCCGUUCAAGGCGCCCAGGUUCCUGGUGAUCGGGCACCGGGGGCACGGCAUGAACGCGCUCCAGUCGAGCGACAGGCGGAUGAGGGGGCUCAAGGAGAACAGCCUGCUGUCCUUCAAUGCCGCCGCGAGGCACCCCAUCGAUUUCGUCGAGUUCGACGUUCAGGUGACCAAAGAUGACUGCCCAGUCAUUUUCCACGACGACUUUAUCCUCUCCGAAGACAACGGCACAGUAUUUGAAAAAAGAGUGACAGAGCUGUGCUUAGCCGAAUUCCUCUGCUGCGGACCGCAGAGAGAAAAUGGGAAGAUCGGGAAUUCGCUCCUGAGGAAGACGAAAGACGGGAAGAUAGUGAGAUGGGACGUGGAAGAGGACGACUCCCUCUGCACGUUGCAGGAGGCUUUCGAGAAGGUGGAGCCUUCGCUCGGCUUCAACAUCGAAUUGAAGUUCGACGACCUCAUCGUUUACCAACAAGACCACCUCGUCCACGUCAUUCAAGCGAUCUUGAAGGUCGUCUUCGAGUGUGCACAAGGAAGGUCCAUCAUCUUCUCCACGUUCCAACCCGAUGCAGCUCUCCUGGUCAAAAAAUUGCAGAGCAUGUACCCUGUGUUCUUCUUGACUAAUGGCGGGACGGAGAUUUACGACGAUUCACGGAGAAAUUCAUUGGAGGAAGCCGUGAAGCUGUGCUUGGAAGGGGGUCUUCAGGGGAUCGUUUCGGAGGUGAAGGGCGUUUUCAGAAAUCCAGCCGCUGUUCCCAAGAUCAAAGAGUCCAAGCUCUCUCUGUUAACAUAUGGCAGAUUAAACAAUGUUUCCGAGGCGGUGUACAUGCAAUACUUGAUGGGCAUUGACGGAGUGAUCGUCGAUCUGGUUCAGGAAAUCACAGAGGCGGUGUCUGAUCUGAUCAAGCCCGCCGAGGAAGAACUCGGAGAGAGCGUAGGUGAAGCGGAAGGGGGGAAAGUCGAGUCGAAGCCUAUGUUCUCGGAAAAGGAGCUUGCUUUUCUUCUCAAGCUCAUACCAGAAUUGAUACAGCUAUAGAAGACGGAGCCAUAAUUAAACCCGCAAAUUCCGAAAAGGAAAAGAAAUAGCCUUUCGUUGUGCAUUAGCGUGUGGUGUGGAGGGAAGCCAAAGCAUGUCAUACUCAUUGUUCUGUACAUAAUCGACUCAGUUCCUCCCUCUCUCUCUCGCUCUGUCUCUCUGAUAUAUUAAUUUGAAAACGACGAGGACCUUUACUUAGCACAUGCCUUCCUCGUCGGUUCCUCCAUUUUGUAGAAUAAUCACACGAGUUAAUGAGAAGUGGCUUGGGUAGUCAAAGCCCAUCCAAACAAAACUUUGCCAA